GGGUAUGUUUGAGGGCUGCCUUUCACAACUCGGAAACUCCAAGAGUAGAUGCCGGGAGGAUUUGCACUUUUCGAAGCGAGGCCGUAGGGAUUCUGAAAAUUAAGUCCCAAACCUGGAUUAAUACUUUGGAAAGAGCUGAGGAAAUUCACUCUUAAUUGAGGAAGUCAAUGGAAACGGUUCAGUUGAGUGACUGGGUCAGGAUGGCAGGGUGGAAACUCCAGCCCACAGUUCACACCGUCUCCCUGUACACUGGGAGCCCGCUCCAGCCUAACGCCACAGAUUCCAGCCGAUCCCACUGCUACCCGCCUUACUCCAGCGGAGUGCUCGAGUAGACCCCAUCGCAAGAGAGAUAAACUAACCUCGGGAAUACUUGGGGAGCACAUCGAGGAGUUUCUCCGUCUCUCUGCGGUCAACAGGUGUCUCUCUCUCUCUCUCUCUGCAACACAGAACUCCCUCAAGAAUUUGGAUUGUGUGACAGUGCUGGUUUGGAAAGCUCACCGGUCGCUGUAGAGAUUGUCACUCACAGAUCUGUACAGUAUUGAUUAUAAUAUACCUAUUAGUCCGGGAGGACCGGUGGAUAAGAACCACACACGCAAUGCUGAGACCUGAAACAGAGUCCAUGUUGUUAUGGAUGGCAUUCUGUCUGUUCAAGUAUGGGAUUGUGGAGGCUGAGAGAUGUGCGGUGAACAUGACUGGUAUCAGACAGACCGGGGGUACCGUCCACCUGGUGUGGAGCAGCCCGGGGAGCGCCUGCAACUUCAGCGUGGCUUACAUACGGAACCAGUCCUGGGUGGAGAGCUGCAACCCCGCUCUGUCCAGCGGAGCUGCCUUCGAGUGUGAGGUGAACGAGCUGGAGGCGGGCAGACUACACCGGCUCUUGAUUGUGUCGCUUACUGACGGGCUAUCGGCAAAUAUAACAGUGCAGACAGAUCCCAAACCACCCCAGAGCUUUGAAGUGAUCAAAAGUAGGACAACCUCCACCAGUCUCCAUGUGUUUUGGACUCCAGCACCUGGGAAUGUUGAUUUUUACGAAGUCAGUUUAUUUGGGUUGGACAAUAGGGAAACUCAGAACGUCCACAUCCCUGGGAGCUCCCACAAUAAAGAAGCCUCUUUUCUAAAACUGACACCAGGCAGCAGGUAUCGCUUCACUAUAAAGGCACAUGCUGGAAACAAGAGCUGUGAUGGACCCCAUACUUUUGGAUCCACAAUUCCCUCUGGGGUGAAGGAUAUCCAGAUUUCAAGGGAACCAGACAGUCUCACCACAAGCUGGAUUUCUGGCCCUGGGAAAGUGGACAGCUUCAGACUUUGUCUGAGUGAUGAGGGAAAUGUUGUCCAGCAGAACACUUUUGCCAACUCGACCAACCACCACACUUUCAGGGGAUUAACAGCUGGCAGACUCUAUAAUCUCACCGUGAUCAGUAUAGCGGGAGACCUAGAAACCAUCAGUUCAAAAUCUGUGCAGACAGCUCCAGCAAAGGUUCCAUUUGUGUUUGUAUCAAAUAACAGCAGCUGUAAUAGCCUCCUAGUUUCUUGGAAGAGAGCUGUGGGAGAUGUGGAUUCAUAUAAUGUCACGCUGUCUUAUUGGCGAACUGUGAAAGAAACCAAGAGUUUGCAAUCAAGUACAUCUCAGGUCGUCUUUCGUGGGUUAACUCCAGGGCGUUUGUAUAACAUCACUAUCAAAACCAUCAGGGGAAAGCUGCAAGCAGUAGCUGCAAGUAGUGGCAGAACUGUUCCCCAAAGUGUCUCAAACUUGGCAAUGGCAAGCAAUGGUUCAACUAGCUCUCUGAGAAUGAGCUGGCUGCCCCCUACUGGAGACUGGGAGAGUUACCUGAUUCAACUGUUUAACCACUCCUCUGUCGUGCUGAAUGUGUCCGCUGAGAAGCAUAUCAGGGAAUAUGUAAUAAACAAUUUAGGACUCAUCCCUGGACGGCUAUAUAAGGCUGCAGUCAUUGUAAGGAGUGGAAAUUUAAAAAACGAGGCAUACUGCAGUGGGAGAACAGCGCCUCGGGCAGUCCUUCAUCUACGUAUAAAACACACUGAUGAAUCCACGCUCAGUGUCUCAUGGACAACCCCAGUGACUGAACUGGACCGGUACCUUAUAUCAUUAAAGGACACAAAAAAUACAGAGAUGAAUAAAAGUCUGUCAAAGGAUGCCAAAGAUUGUACUUUCUCUGGCUUGGUACCUGGACGGAAGUUCACAGUUAAUGUAACCACCAUCAGCGGUGACUUAAGCAAAUCUGCUUCAAUAGAAGGAAGGACAGUGCCGGCUCAGGUAUCAAACCAUCAUGUGACAAACAAAGGGACAACCAACAGCCUACACACCAGCUGGACUAGAGCUGGUGGGGACAUUGACAAUUACCAAAUCCACCUCAUUCAUGAAAACAUUGUAAUAAAGAAUGAAAGUGUUUCAAGUGAAACCGAUCAAUAUCUGUUUCAUUCCCUGAAACCUGGAGGGUCAUACUCUGUGGUCAUCACCACUGUUAGCGGAGGAAUCUCCUCAAGACAAUCAAUAGCUGAAGAAAGAACAGUUCCUUCAAGUGUUCCCAGUGUGAUGGUGAAUAAUCAUGGUCGAAAUGAUUACCUUCUCGUUUCCUGGCUUCCUGCAUCUGGGGACGUGGAUAGUUAUCUAGUGACUCUGUCCCACAAUGGGAAAGUUGUCCAAUCCCACACAGUCUCCAAAACCAGCUUUGAGUUUCCUUUCGGUUCCCUUACCCCUGGAAGGCUGUACAAUGUGACUGUAACUACCAGAAGUGGGAGAUAUGAAAACUACACUGUCACACAACAGCGGACACAACCUGCAGUUGUACAAAGAAUCACAGUUAUCAACUCUGGAAAGAGUGACUAUCUGAAAGUGUCUUGGUUGGAUGCAUCAGGGGAUUUUGACUAUUAUAUAGUAACUAUCAAAAACAGUCACAACUUCAGCCAAAGCUUAGAGGUUCCAAAGUCUGAAAAUGAAUGCAUAUUCCUCAGUUUAAUUCCAGGACGGCUUUACAGCAUUACUGUUAGCACCAAGAGUGGGAAAUAUGAAUCUCAUCAUGUUGCCACUGGAAGAACAUUUCCGGCUGCUGUUGGUUCUCUAACUGUGGCUGAUAGGAGCACAGAUACCCUGAAUGUUACCUGGGAAGCAGCUGCUGGUGACGUGGAUCGCUAUGAGAUUCAACUGCUCUUCAAUGACAUGAAUGUUUUCCUUCCAAUAACACUCAGCAGCACAUCACAUCAAUUUACUUCCUUAACCCCUGGACGUCUUUACAAGAUCCUAGUCUCCACGUGGAUUGGGACCCUACAGCGUGCUGCCUUCAUCGAAGGACGUACAGUACCCAGUGCAGUUAAAAAUAUCCAUGUUUCAAAUAAUGGAGUGACCAAGGGCUUGAAGGUGAACUGGUCUCCUGGAGGAGGGGAUGUGGACAGCUAUACUGUGAUCUUAUCCCACAAAGACCAUCAGGUCUCUGCCCGCCCUAUUCCAAAACACCAGCAUGAGCACACCUUUUAUGAUCUAGAGACGGGAGAGCUCUACCAAGUGUUAGUUCGGUCAAAAAGUGGCAACUUCCAUAACAAUGCAACAGCAUUUGGAUGCACUGUUCCUGCCUCAGUGUCAGAACUAUCUGUUGAAAACAAGCAUACUACCUCCACACUGGCAGUUUCUUGGCAGCCAGCCACUGGCAUCUCAGAGGGUUAUACACUGCAACUCUUUAAUGAACAAGGAACUCAAAUGCUCGCAAAUGUCUCUGUGCCAGCUGCCAGCAGGGGCCAUAAGUUCAUUGAUCUGACUCCUGGCAAGAAAUACAAGAUUCGUAUCUUCACUGUAAGUGGAGGUUUGUACAGCAUUGGAACCGACCGUGAGGGAAGAACAGUUCCAGCUGCCGUCACAGAUCUGAUGUUGCACGGGAACAGCGUUGAGACUCUAUCAUUCAACUGGACCAAGGCAGAAGGAGAAUGUGAUUCUUAUGAAAUAUACCUCUACAAUUCAGACAAGACACUUCAUGACAGGAAAUCUGGCAGUCAGAAUCUUGAAGAUUGUUCCUUCCAGAACCUGACACCAGGCAAAAUGUAUAAGCUUGUGAUAGUCACUCACAGUGGAGAUUUAACAAAUGAAUCCUCUGUUUUUGGAAGGACAGUUCCAGCUCAGGUUACCCAUCUGCAAUGGAUGAACAUUAACCAAACUGACAGCUUGCUGUUCACAUGGACCCCAGCUUUGGGGGAAUUUGAUUCCUACAACAUAUCACUUUAUAAUCCAAAUAGUACUGUUCAAAGCAAUAUACUUGGAAAGAAAGACAUGAAGGAAUGCAGCUUUCAGGACUUGAUCCCUGGUAGGAUUUAUCACAUGGUGAUAGUAACACAAAGUGGAGAUUUGAGCAAUAAAGCUUCUGCUGAGGGAAGGACAGCGCCCAGACCUCCAGGAUCAGUAUCUUUUGCUGAUGUUACAAACACUUCAUUGGUCAUCACUUGGCUGGGUCCUCCAGAUGGGACGGAUUAUGAUGACUUUGAGCUGCAGUGGAUUCCAAAAGACCCUCGGGUUGUUGUUUUCAACCCAUACAACACCAUGAAGUCGAAAGGACGAAUCAUACAGAAGCUCCAUCCUGGGCGUCACUAUACCUUCAUGGUGCGCACUGUCAGUGGGAAAUCAUUAACAUCCUUUAGUGAACCUGUUCAAGCUCCUAUCAGAACAAGGCCUGACAAAAUACAGCAUAUCAGGUGUCGGCCUCAGAGUUCCACUGCAGUCUCCUGCUCCUGGACGCAUCCUGACUCAGACUAUGAUGGCUAUGAUGUUAAAUGCUACCACUAUGACAAAAAAGAAUUGGUAUACUCACGAAGAGUUGAAAAAGAAUUAGUUCAAUACAUCAUCAAGGAACUAGAGCCAGACAAGAAAUAUUUAGUGGCUAUAAAAGUUAUCUCUGAUAAAAUGACCAGUGAUGCUGUUGAGGACAGUGUUAUUACCAUGAUUGAUAGUCCACCUCCUCCACCAUCACAUAUCCGAGUUGAUGACAAAGCAGUUGUCAUUACCAAAUCCACCAUAUAUUUCAAUUUUAAUUGUAGUUGGUUCAGUGAUGUCAAUGGAGCCAUAAAGUACUUCACUGUCAUAGUGUAUGAAUCAGAAGGUACUGAAACGACAAAGCCAGCCAAACAGCACCCCUUGCCAUCUUACCUGGAAUACAAACAGAACAGCUCAGUCCGAAACUAUCAGACAAAUUAUUUCUCAAGCAAAUGUGCAGAAAAUCCUGAUGGCACAUUGCAGAACCUUGAAAUAAAAGUUGGAGCUCAGAUGGACAGGUUGGGAGGGAAGUGUGAGAAGGAUCAGAAAACAUUCUGUGAUGGACCUUUAAAAUCUAGAACGUCAUACAGAAUCAGUGUGCGUGCCUUCACUCAGCUAUUUGAUGAAGAUAUGAGCAAUCCGUUGUAUUCAGAUACCUACUUCUCAUUGCCUAUCACUACUGAGGCAGAACCUCUUCUUGGUGUCAUAGAAGGAGCAAGUGCAGGUGUUUGCCUUAUUGUUGUCCUGAUUUCAGUCAUGGCCAUAAUUGUUUGCAGGAGGAAAGUGAAGCCAGCGAGUUCUGAAUCGAAACCAGCAUCAAAGGCAAAAGACAGGCCAUCAUCUGUUAAUGUUCCUCUUGUACAGGGGAGGCAACCUCCAAUUUCCAGAGAAAUUAAGACCAGCCAGUUCGAAACUCAAUUUACUAAACUUCAAGCAGAUUCCAGCUAUCUUCUGUCUGAGGAAUAUGAGGAUUUAAAAGAUGUUGGAAGAAACCAGUCUUUUGACACAGCACUUUUACCUGAAAAUAGAGGGAAAAAUCGAUACAACAAUAUUCUGCCUUAUGACUCAACGAGGGUGAAGUUAACUUACAUUGAUGAUGACCCUUGUUCAGACUACAUCAAUGCCAGCUACAUACCAGGUUGCAAUUUCCGAAGGGAGUACAUUGCCACGCAAGGCCCUCUACCAGGCACUAAAGAUGACUUCUGGAAAAUGGUCUGGGAACAAAAUGUUCAUAAUAUUGCGAUGGUCACACAAUGUGUAGAAAAGGGAAGGGUAAAAUGUGAUCAUUACUGGCCCUUUGACCUUGAUGCUUUAUAUUAUGGAGAUCUCAUUGUUCAGAUGCUGUCAGAAUCAGUCUUACCAGAAUGGACAAUCAGAGAAUUUAAAAUUUGCAACGAGGAUCAAUUGGAUUGUGCUCGAAUUGUUCGUCACUUUCACUACACUGUUUGGCCAGACCAUGGUGUACCAGAAACAACGCAGUCUUUAAUCCAGUUUGUACAAACUGUGAGAGAUUAUAUUAACAGAACUCCAAACUCUGGACCCACAGUUAUACAUUGCAGUGCUGGAGUUGGUCGGACAGGCACAUUUAUUGCUUUAGACAGAAUCCUUCAGCAGCUGGAGAACAGAGACUCAGUCGACAUUUAUGGGACAGUUUAUGACCUGAGGCUUCACAGGGUUCAUAUGGUGCAAACCGAGUGCCAAUAUGCAUACUUACAUUUGUGCACAAGAGAUGUUUUGAGGAGUAGAAAGCUACGAGGUGAACAAGAAAAUCCAUUGUUUCCAAUAUAUGAGAAUGUCAACCCAGAGUAUCACAGAGACUUUCUGUUUGGACGGCACUGAAGAAUGUAGUGAAAUUGUCUUCCGAUGUAAUGAACCUCAUCUGCAGCACUGCUGAAGAUGCACUAAGUAAAUACUCGGUCUGGCAUUUCAUGCUGUGCAUAAUUUAUUUGCCUGGUAUUCAUUUUGGGUAAUUUGUAAUUUAAUUGUAUUAGAGAUUAUUGUAUAUACGUAUAUAUUUCAAAUAAAUAUUUCUUAUAUUAUGUAUAUUUUUAAAACUGA
Messenger RNA from Hemiscyllium ocellatum (epaulette shark), 6808 nucleotides. It is a transcript of the gene ptprb, whose product is annotated as protein tyrosine phosphatase receptor type b. The coding region runs from base 596 to 6589 and encodes 1997 amino acids. Gene Ontology annotation, molecular function: cadherin binding; protein tyrosine phosphatase activity. The transcript has 32 exons. NCBI's taxonomy places the organism in Eukaryota, Metazoa, Chordata, Chondrichthyes, Orectolobiformes, Hemiscylliidae. Gene Ontology annotation, biological process: angiogenesis; protein dephosphorylation. The record is from RefSeq and is a predicted model, not a curated record.